This is a messenger RNA of Nycticebus coucang (slow loris), 4386 nucleotides long. It is a transcript of the gene MGAT5B, whose product is annotated as alpha-1,6-mannosylglycoprotein 6-beta-N-acetylglucosaminyltransferase B. The transcript has 18 exons. Gene Ontology annotation, molecular function: alpha-1,6-mannosylglycoprotein 6-beta-N-acetylglucosaminyltransferase activity. Lineage: Eukaryota; Metazoa; Chordata; Mammalia; Primates; Lorisidae. Gene Ontology annotation, biological process: protein N-linked glycosylation. The record is from RefSeq and is a predicted model, not a curated record. The coding region runs from base 626 to 3262 and encodes 878 amino acids. Gene Ontology annotation, cellular component: Golgi apparatus.
CCGAGGAAACAAUGCGGCGCCUCCGGGCGUAGCGCCGCGCGGGGCCGGACGCUGGACAUACGAGCCCGGGAGGGCGAUCCGGGAGCGCGUGCCGGCACGGGGUGCCCUCGUCGAGAGCCAUGGGCGCGACGCGGCGCGGGGCCGGAGCUCAGCGCGGCCCAGAGGCGCAGGGGGCCGAGGCGCGGGCCCGGGACCGCCUCUAGCCUGCACCGAGGGCGCGGGGCCGGGGAUGCGGGCGCCCGCCGCGGGGAGUCCGUCUGCGCGCCGCGGCGCCAUCCCGCCCAGCGAGCGAGCCCGAGCAGGCAGACGCGCGGCCGGCGGUCUGGGGGCGCGCCGCCUCCCGGCCCCCAAAAUGUGAAGCGGGGAGGGCGGGCACGCAGAGACGGCCGGGCCGGGCGCCCUCGCCGCCCUCCGGCAGUCGCGCCGCUCCCCUUCCCUGCCAGCCGAGGCCGCGCCACCCCGCGGGCAGCGGCCUGAGCAGCGAGACCCCGAGCCCAGCGCUCCCCGCCUGGCUCGGACUCGGCUUCGGCCCGCAGCGGGUUCGCGGCCCGGACUCGGUGGGACCCGGGCCCAGGACGGCGCGUCCGGCCUCUCCCGCGGCUGCUCGCCCAGACAAGUUUGAACAAUGAUCACAGUCAACCCCGAUGGAAAGAUAAUGGUCAGAAGAUGCCUGGUCACCCUGAGACCCUUUCGGCUUUUUGUCCUGGGAAUCGGCUUCUUCACUCUCUGCUUCCUGAUGACAUCUCUGGGAGGCCAGUUCUCUGCCCGGCGCCUGGGGGACUCACCCUUUACCAUCCGCACAGAAGUGAUGGGUGGCCCUGAGUCCCGGGGCAUCCUCCGCAAGAUGAGCGACCUGCUGGAGCUGAUGGUGAAGCGGAUGGACACGCUGGCCAGGCUGGAGAACAGCAGUGAGCUGCACCGAGCCACUGGCGACGUGCACUUUGCGGCAGACAGGCUGCCCCCUGGGGCCGGCCUCAUGGAGCGGAUCCAGGCGAUUGCGCAGAAUGUCUCAGACAUCGCGGUGAAGGUGGACCAGAUCCUGCGGCACAGCCUGCUUCUGCACAGCAAGGUGUCAGAAAGCCGGCGGGACCAGUGUGAAGCACCCAGUGACCCCAAGUUCCCUGACUGCUCAGGGAAGGUGGAGUGGAUGCGUGCCCGCUGGACCUCUGACCCCUGCUACGCCUUCUUUGGGGUGGAUGGCACCGAGUGCUCCUUCCUCGUCUACCUCAGUGAGGUCGAAUGGUUCUGCCCCCCACUGCCCUGGAGGAACCAGACGGCUGCCCAGGCGGCCCCCAACCCCCUCCCCAAAGUCCAGGCAGUUUUCCGGACCAACCUGUCCCACCUCCUGGAGCUGAUGGGCAGCGGGAAGGAGUCCCUAAUCUUCAUGAAGAAGCGGACCAAGCGGCUCACAGCCCAGUGGGCCCUGGCUGCCCAGCGCCUGGCACAGAAGCUGGGGGACACCCGGAGGGACCAGAAGCAGAUCCUGGUCCACAUCGGCUUCCUGACAGAGGAGUCUGGGGACGUGUUCAGCCCGCGGGUUCUGAAGGGCGGGCCCCUGGGGGAGAUGGUGCAGUGGGCAGACAUCCUGGCCACGCUGUACAUCCUGGGCCACGGUCUGCGGGUCACAGUCUCCCUGAAGGAGCUGCAGAGUAACUUAGGGGUGCCGCCAGGCCGGGGGAGCUGCCCGCUCACCGUGCCCCUGCCCUUCGACCUCAUCUACACCGACUACCACGGCCUGCAGCAGAUGAAGCAGCACAUGGGGCUCUCCUUCAAGAAGUACCGGUGCCGAAUCCGAGUCAUCGACACCUUUGGGACAGAACCUGCUUACAACCAUGAGGAGUACGCCACGCUGCACGGCUACCGGACCAACUGGGGCUACUGGAACCUCAACCCCAAGCAGUUCAUGACCAUGUUUCCUCACACCCCGGACAACUCCUUCAUGGGCUUUGUGUCCGAGGAGCUCAAUGAGACGGAGAAGCAGCUCGUCAAAGGCGGCAAGGCCAGCAACAUGGCCGUGGUGUACGGCAAGGAGGCGAGUAUCUGGAAGGUGAGCGGCAAGGAGAAGUUUCUGGGCAUCCUGAGCAAGUACAUGGAAAUCCACGGCACUGUGUACUAUGAGAGCCAGCGGCCCCCCGAGGUCCCGGCCUUUGUGAAGAACCACGGGCUCCUGCCACAGCCCGAGUUCCAGCAGCUGCUGCGCAAGGCCAAGCUCUUCAUAGGGUUUGGCUUCCCCUACGAGGGCCCUGCACCUCUGGAGGCCAUCGCAAACGGCUGCGUCUUCCUGCAGUCCCGCUUCAGCCCGCCCCACAGUUCUCUCAACCAUGAGUUCUUCCGGGGCAAGCCCACAUCCAGAGAGGUCUUCUCCCAGCAUCCCUACGCAGAGAAUUUCAUUGGCAAGCCCCAUGUGUGGACUGUCGACUACAACAACUCAGAGGAGUUUGAAGCAGCCAUCAAGGCCAUCAUGAGAACUCAGGUAGACCCCUACCUGCCCUACGAGUACACCUGUGAGGGAAUGCUGGAGCGAAUCCACACCUACAUCCAGCACCAGGACUUCUGUGCAGCCCCAGGCCUCGCCCUGCCAGGCAAUAAUGCCCCAAAGAGCCCCUUCGUCCUGGCCCCCAAUGCCACCCACCUUGAGUGGGCCCGAAAUGCCAGCUUGGCCCCUGGGGCCUGGCCCCCGGCACACUCCCUGCGGGCCUGGCUGGCUGCCCCUGGAAGGGCCUGCACCGACGCCUGCCUAGACCAUGGACUCAUCUGUGAGCCGGCCUUCUUCCCCUUCCUCAAUGGCCGGGACGCCUUCCUCAAGCUGCAGGUGCCCUGUGACAGCACUGAGUCGGAGAUGAACCACCUGUACCCGGCCUUCGCCCAGCCCGGCCAGGAGUGCUACCUGCAGAAGGAGCCUCUGCUUUUCAGCUGCGCUGGCUCCAGUACCAAGUACCGUCGGCUCUGCCCCUGCCGCGACUUCCGAGAAAGCACCAGCAGAUUCCAGGCUCCAGCCAUUCGCCCUCCCCGCAACUUCCCCGGGCCAGGAAGCAGGUGGAGAGAGCCAUGUACAGCGGCCGGAGGCGGUCAGUAUGACCCCUGCGCUCCUGGGACCCCCAGGCAGGCUCCUCGCUCCCAUCCUGGGAACUUGUGGCAACAACACGGCCAAGCAGAUGUUGUUCUGGACAGAGGGUCCCUUUGGCCCUGGAGCAGGUGGUCAGAGGUCCCUUGUUUUGUGAAAGGCCAGAUCUGGAACAGAUGGACAAAGGGCCCUGGGUAGGGCCUCCUGAUUUACAAGAGACAGGGAGGGAGAGGGGCUGCUGCCUCAUGUUCCUGGAAGGCUCUAAGGAAAGGCCCUCCUGACCUCCCGGAGAGUAAGCCUGGGCCUCACUUGCCCUGGGCAGGAACCUGUGAGGGAAGCCACAUGCACACAGGAUUGGCCUUGUCCCUCUGCAGUUGCUGGGGUGUAGACAGAGGGGCAGGGCCUGGGGGAAGGCAAGGCCAAGGACCCCUGCCCGUGCUGCCUCUCAGCUCCACCAUCCCUGAUCUCUCACCCUCCCAAUUUCCCGACUCCCCCACCUUCCCUCUGCACUUGGGGACCACCGUUAGGGAUGGGGAACCACCCUGAUCCUGGUUGAAUUGUUUCUGUCUCCUGCUUGUUCCAAUUCUCUUCACUUUGGGAUUCUCCCAAAACCCAUCCUGGUGUGACCUGUGAUUCCAGACCCUGGAUUUGUUUUCGAGGGGCGGGUUUCCACCCCAGCCUCUGAGAACAGGCUCUGGACACCCUGGCGAGGGUGUCCUUCCUGCACCAGUCCUCCACCUUCAUCCCCGCAGGCGCCCCCACCCCCAGCAUCUUCUGCAGAUAAGGGUUUGGGACAAGCCCAUGGCAUGCCACUAGCCCCAGGCACCCCCUACCCCUUUGACGCUGCGCUCAUGUUCUGGCUUCCUCCAGCCUCAGUCCACUUCCAGAUCCACCUGUCUGUCUCUGUGUGGCAUGCCUGCCCGUCCCCAGGGUGCCCCUCCCCUCUGGCCCAUGCCCAGAGCCCUGCCUGACCCUCAGGUCAGGCUUCAGAACACUGCCACCCCCCAAUUGUAUAAUCCGCCCCCUCUCCAGGCAUCCCCCCCACCAACCCAGGCCUAUUCCUCCACCCUCCCAGGGAGGCAGCCCCAGAACCCAAGAGUUAGUGGAGGGGGCCGGGUCCCAGGGUGGGGCUGAAGGUUAGACACUCCCCGUGAAGAGCCCACCAGCCCAGGCUGCCCCCGAGGCUGCAGGAAGCCAGGACUGCAAGAAACUGGAUGGUUCCCAAGGACUGACCUGUGGGGGAAAGCAAUAGAGACACUCUUUUCUCUCUCUUUUUUAAAAAUUUAUUUCUUGAGAUAAUAAAUAUUUUAUUGGGAUGUGAG